AUGACUACUCCAUCAUCCACAACCAGCCAAAAACACAAAGCCUUUUCUGGAGAGCCUAUGCGAGACAAACCAGUUGAAGAUCUCGCUGGUAUUGGACCUGUACUAGCAAACAGAUUAAAAGAACAAGGAUUCAACAAAGCUUACAAUGUAUUGGGUCAAUUUCUUCUUUUGCAGAUGGAUCAAGAGUUAUUCUGUGACUGGUUAAAAGAUAGCAUAAAAGCUAACUCAAAACAAUCCAAAGAUUGUCAUGCUUGCUUAAAAGCAUGGUGUGAUGAAUUUUUGUAG
This is a messenger RNA of Macrosiphum euphorbiae (potato aphid), 285 nucleotides long. NCBI's taxonomy places the organism in Eukaryota, Metazoa, Arthropoda, Insecta, Hemiptera, Aphididae. The record is from the annotation of a GenBank genome assembly.